AUGAGUAAUAGCCAGCAAGAUGAAUUAGAUCAAAUUAAAUCCAAAAUACAAGAUCAUUUAAUAAGUUCGGGUAAUUACGAUAUAAUAAAUCAACAAUUAAAACUAAAAUUAUAUGAAAAUGGAUGGUAUGAUAAAAUAGCUCAAAUUGCAAGUACUGAAUUAAAUGAACAACACGACAAGCAUAAUAAAGAUUUAACAUUUGAUCAAUUAUUUACUUUUAUCAAACCAAAAGCUGAAAAUUUGGUACCUAAUGAAGUUAAACAAGAAAUUUUAGAGAAAAUUGUAAAUUAUUUGGACGAUACGCUACAAUAA
Candida tropicalis MYA-3404 is the source of this 312-nucleotide messenger RNA. RefSeq lists its product as uncharacterized. NCBI's taxonomy places the organism in Eukaryota, Fungi, Ascomycota, Pichiomycetes, Serinales, Debaryomycetaceae. The record is from RefSeq and is a predicted model, not a curated record. Bases 1 to 312 code for a protein of 103 amino acids. Gene Ontology annotation, cellular component: nuclear pore; DUBm complex; SAGA complex. Gene Ontology annotation, biological process: positive regulation of DNA-templated transcription; regulation of transcription by RNA polymerase II; poly(A)+ mRNA export from nucleus. Gene Ontology annotation, molecular function: transcription coactivator activity; chromatin binding. The transcript has a single exon.